Molecule: messenger RNA, 2800 nt
Organism: Xiphophorus couchianus (Monterrey platyfish)
Lineage: Eukaryota; Metazoa; Chordata; Actinopteri; Cyprinodontiformes; Poeciliidae
Gene: barhl1b
Product: BarH-like homeobox 1b
Exons: 3
Coding region: 832-1815 (327 amino acids)
Biological process (GO): regulation of DNA-templated transcription
Molecular function (GO): DNA-binding transcription factor activity, RNA polymerase II-specific; DNA binding
Source: RefSeq, a predicted model, not a curated record
AUGAGCCUCAUCAAUGAUGUAAUGAAAGCAAACAGUGUGAAAAUUGCCUGUAAACAGUUGGAUCUGAGUCUCCUGAUGAAUCCACUGUCUCCUAUCAAAGCGAGGAUGAGGCAGAGAGGAAGCGCAGCGGAAGGAGGGAGGAAGGAGGGAGGUCCACUCCGGCUCCCCUCAGCCAAUCAAGGCUUGUCACAGGGGACUCACGUGGACGAGGCGCUUUUAAAACCUCGCUCCUGACUUUUCCUCAAGUUCAAUUUUUUGGGAUUCCCUCCCACCGCAGCCGCAUCAAGUCGCGUUUACUUCCCCAGUUGUCACUAUUUAACCUGCUUUAUCUCUCCUUUUUCCCCUCCUCUUCCUCCUUCCUUCCUUCCUUACUUCCUUCCUUUCUUCCUUCCUUCCCACAGCGGCUCCGGACUCUCCUGUCGCUCCGCUUCCAGCUCUUUAAAGCCCGGUUUUGAAACCCGCUCUAGCCGCACAGGAAUGCGGCCGAACCGAGCCCGGCGGGAGGACGGUUCCUGUCCAUGGUGCUGAACACUGGGGAACGUUUCCUCUCCCUCAAGCCCCAUCGAUUCCUGCACCAGCUGCGUUAUUGAUCGCCGACCUCAAGAAAAUUGGAUAAGCGAAGUGUUUUCAUUUGAAUUUUUAUCUGGAACUAUUUCCGUCGCCCGAACCGGCAGGAGGACCGGAGGCAAAGCGGAUGAAAAUAAGCGGCAGCGGCGCGUUUUCCGGAGAAGUCCGAACAUAAUCCAGCUUUCUCAGAGUAAAACUUGCACCUGAAACCAAAUGGUCAUUUAAAAGAGAGAUUAAGAAAAAAAAAAAGGCCUCAUCGGAACAAUGGAGGCGUCCACCAACGGGUCCAGUUUCGGCAUCGACUCGCUGCUGUCCCACCGGCCGGGGAGCCCGCUGUCCAAGGCGGACGGCCUGCUGCCGGGGGAGUGCCGCUCGCCGCUGGAGUUCAGCCCCAGAUCGGACGUGGAGAGCGGCUGCUCGUCGCCUCCGUCGCCCCGCCGGGAGUGCGUGGAGGAGGCAGCCCAGAGGCAGGUGCACAGCGCGGGGCUGCCGCCGCACCUGCAGCACGCACAGAUCUCCGCGGGCGCGCAGCAGCGGACCGUCACCUCCUCCUUCCUCAUCAGGGACAUCCUGGCGGACUGCAAGCCGCUGGCCGCCUGCGCGCCCUACUCCAGCAACGGCCAGCCGACGCAGGAGGCCGGGCGGCUGGCCGCCAAGAUAGCCGACGAUUUCAUCGAAAAGAUCCACAGCAACUCCUCAUCGGACAGCGAGUAUAAAGUGAAAGAGGAGGGGGACCGGGAGAUCUCCAGCAGCAGGGACAGCCCCCAGGUCCGGCUGAAGAAGCCCCGCAAGGCCCGGACGGCCUUCACGGACCACCAGCUGGCGCAGCUGGAGCGCAGCUUCGAGCGCCAAAAGUACCUGAGCGUCCAGGACCGGAUGGAGCUGGCGGCCUCCCUCAACCUCACCGACACGCAGGUCAAGACCUGGUACCAGAACCGGAGGACAAAGUGGAAGCGGCAGACUGCGGUCGGGCUGGAGCUGCUGGCGGAAGCUGGGAACUACUCCGCCCUGCAGAGGAUGUUCCCGUCCCCGUAUUUCUACCCGCAGAGCCUGGUGUCCAACCUGGACCCCGGGGCGGCCUUGUACCUGUACAGGGGCCCCUCGGCGCCCCCGCCGGCCCUACAGAGACCGCUGGUCCCGCGGAUCCUCCUGCACGGGCUGCAGGGGGGCGGAGAGCCGCCGCCGCCCCCGCCGCCUCCACUCCCCCCCAUGUCCGGAGUGCUUCCCCGGCCUGCGCAGCAGCGGUGAGCCGGGCCCCCCCGCUGAGCUUUUACAGGCCAAACUGGACCCGCUUUGAACGAACAGGACAAAAUAAAGAGAAAACGACGAACAGUCUGUGGGACGAAACUGGACGGAACCGAGCCGAAAAGACUCUAAACGGACUUUUUGUUGUUGUUUUUGUUUGUCUUUGUGAGACAGAAGCUUUAUUUAUAAUGUAUUUAUUUUUCAGAAGGCAAUAAAGCCUUUAAGUUAAGUAUUUAUUUACACCCAGUUUCAGUAUUCGGGCUCCGGUAUUCAACCUCCAGCCAAUUAAUUAUUAUUAUUAUUAUUAUUUACAGGUAAAAUGAUCAAACUUUCAUGUCUGAAUAAAAAGUAGUUGUAUCAUCCAAAGGAAGAAUAUUUUUUUGUUUUUUCAUUCAUCCGAGUCGUUAACGUGUAAAUAAGAAAUAAGAGGACUUUUUCUGUUCGAUUGUUUGUUCGGUCCAGUUUAAACCGAACUGGUGCGACAAUAAAUAUACGGACGGACUGGAUGUUUGGAUCCACAAACUUUGGCUCUUGCUGACUUAAAUAUGUCAAAUUAUUUAUAUCUAAAACGCGGUUUUAGUCCCCCAACAGAUUUUAAUGCAUCACCUCGGUGAGGCCUCAUUUUGUAUUUUUAUCGAUAAUCGAUUAAUCAGGCUUGGGCCCUGAGCUCAGGUGGAUUUGUUGACGUUGUGCAUCAUUUCUGUUAUUUCAUAUGAAGCUGUGAGAAUAACUCCGUACUGUUCCGACUCUCCUUUAUAUUGGUGAACAUGUAUAUUGCAGAUAUCAACCUUGUGGAGUGAUUUUGGUAUAAUUACAUUUCCUGGAUUUUAUUCGAUUUCUUCCCUCUUCUUUUUUUUUUUUUUUUUACAUUUGAGUUUUUUGAAAGACGUUUCCUCCCAAAAAGUGGUGAAGUUUAUUUUUUAUUUUUUAGUGAAGUUCACAGCAAAGGUUGGACUGAUUCAAAACAACAAAAAAAGAAAAACAAAAG